Molecule: messenger RNA, 1463 nt
Organism: Clupea harengus (Atlantic herring)
Lineage: Eukaryota; Metazoa; Chordata; Actinopteri; Clupeiformes; Clupeidae
Gene: surf6
Product: surfeit 6
Exons: 5
Coding region: 111-1265 (384 amino acids)
Biological process (GO): ribosomal small subunit biogenesis; ribosomal large subunit biogenesis
Cellular component (GO): nucleolus
Molecular function (GO): DNA binding; RNA binding
Source: RefSeq, a predicted model, not a curated record
AAGCAUUGCCUAUAUUGUCACAAGAUGAAUAUUGUUUUUUAUGACGAACCAGGAGUAGCCUAUUUGAUGUUAACACAGGCUAGUUUGCUAAAUAGCCUCAGUGGAUAUUGAUGCUAGAAAUAAACUACUAUCGACCGCUGGAGAGGUUUUGCCCCAAGAUGACCAGUCUGGCUGCUAAGUAUGCGUAUUUGGAGAAAUUCGCGAGUAAAGUGAUAUCUCAACCGACUGAAUUCAGAGGACGAGAGUAUGUUCCAUUCAAGGGAAACAGCAGUGCAGAUGGUCCCUCUAAAAAGAAGAAGAAGAACAAACAGAAACAGAAACAGACACCGACUCAAGGGAACCAAACAAAUAAACAGCCUGCCUCCAAGACCAGCAUGAUCACAGACACUAGUGCAGUCCGGAAAAGGACCAACGCUGUCAGUAAAGAGGCUACAAAGCCCAAAAUUCAGAAAUCUACUGCAACGAACCCAAGCAAGACACCAGAGGAAGGUGAAACUCCAGGGUCAGAGUUCUCUGCAACAGAUAUAUUACGCCAAAGACUUCACCAGAAAAUUGAGGAGACGCGUGGACUGGGUAUAGAUCCCUCCUCUGAGGAGGUGAAGAGGAGACGAGAGAGGCGGAAACAGGAGAGGGAGCGAAAGAAGAGGAAAAAGAAAUCGUUCCGUGCGAAAAGGAUGGCAGAGGAAGCCGCCGCUGAAGAGGAGGGCAACCAGGAAGAUGCACCAGAGGUUCCACCUGCCCAGACAGACGAGCCAGCCGAGGAGGACCUGACUACUGUGGUGUUUAGCAAGGUGGAGGUGGGCGAGGAGUAUGUAGACAAGGCCAUUCAGAAGAAGGAGAAGAAGAAGCGGGUGAAGGGUGGCCUCACACCUCUGACGGGCAAAAACUACAAGCAGCUGCUGACCCGGGUGCAGGCCAGGAACGCGAAACUGGAGGAUCUGAGGGAGAAGGACCCGGCCAAGGCCGAGAAGGAGGAGGAGAAGAUGAAAUGGACCAACAUGUUGUACAAGGCGGAGGGCUUGAAGAUCAAAGACAAUGAAGACAUGCUGAAGGCCUCGCUGAAGAAGAAGGAGAAGAGAAAGAUUCAGGUCAAGAGGAAGUGGACGGAGAGGAGCCAGCAAGUGGUGGACAAGAUGCAGCACCGACAGGACAAGAGGCGCAAGAACCUCCAGAAACGGAAGACCGGGAAUGUCGAGAAGCGUAAACAGAAAGCCAGGAAGAAAGGUCGUGUGCUGCCCGAGGAUCUAAAGAAGGCUGUGGUCUAGAGGGGUAGUUAGAGGGAGAUUUGGAGAGUAUGAAACUGAGUGGUUUCCCACCAGUUGAGGGAGCGACUGGUAUGAAUGAAUGACUGCCCACUUCAUCAAACUCGAAAACAUUUUACAAAUAUUGAUACAAUGUUUGCAAAGCAAAAAAAACACGGACUGUUUGUUGUAAUAUUGUUUAUAAAGUAUGUUUCUUACUUG